Messenger RNA from Haliotis rufescens (red abalone), 1615 nucleotides. Its product is annotated as inositol polyphosphate multikinase-like. Gene Ontology annotation, molecular function: 2 iron, 2 sulfur cluster binding; inositol tetrakisphosphate kinase activity; inositol-1,4,5-trisphosphate 3-kinase activity. Lineage: Eukaryota; Metazoa; Mollusca; Gastropoda; Lepetellida; Haliotidae. The transcript has 6 exons. Gene Ontology annotation, biological process: inositol phosphate biosynthetic process. The record is from RefSeq and is a predicted model, not a curated record. The coding region runs from base 388 to 1389 and encodes 333 amino acids. Gene Ontology annotation, cellular component: cytoplasm; nucleus.
GCUCACUGGGCCAUAUUUAGCCUGUUUUUAUGAAUACCACAUCCGUGACAACGGUCGUGGCCUAGAAAAUGGACUCUCUUACUUUUAGUUACUAAACUCUGCUGAAGUCAUAGCUUUUGGCCAGGGUCUCAUUGCAGAAUACGAUUUAUGAGGGUGCCACGCCCCCUCGCCUUAAUCCCGAAUACCAUCUAGAGCGGGUGGGGCAGUAUUCGGACACUUAACGUUCCUAAUGGCAUGCAAGUUGAACCAAAGUACCUAUUGACUUUGUUUCAUCGUAUAUGUGAAGGGAGGUAACUGCUGUGGUGAUUAUACUCGGUAGUGGUCGUGUUCGUGCGCUUGUGCUCGUGCAAAUUCUUAGGAUAUUUACUCGACGACUACUUCGAAAGUAUGCUGCUAUCCACUGGGAACAGUGUGCAACAUGGUGCUGGCAAACGUGACGGUGACGAGGACCAGAGCCAGGUCACAGUGACAUCCUUUACAAUGCAGGUUGCUGGACAUGUCUAUGGCAAGAAGGACAAAAAACAAGGUAGACUUGGAAUGCUGCACCUCGGGGCGGGACUGAUUCUGAAGGCACUGCAGGAUCCACCCCGGGGAACAAGAGAGCUACAGUUCUACCAACGAGUCUUCUCCCCCACCAAUACUGAUGAGGUCACCAUGGCUCUCCGGAGGUUCAUGCCAGCCUACCAUGGCACGAUGGAGUUUGAUGGAGUAGGGUUUCUGAAGCUUGAGAAUAUUGUGGAGCACUACACACAGCCCUGUAUAGCUGAUGUGAAGAUGGGGAAGGUGACGUCCGACCCUCAUGCCACGCCAGAGAAGGCAGCGUACGAGAAGUCCAAGUGUCCUAGUGCCGCUAUACUGGGCUUCCAGAUCUCAGGAAUGAUGAUAUAUCAGCCUGACACUGGUCAGUAUGAGAGAGUGGACAAGAUAGCCGGACACAAACUGACCACAGAUAACAUGAUAAGUGAAGGUAUAGGAAAAUUCUUUGGCUAUCCCAAGGCCAUUCGAAAGGAUGUGAUAGAGAUAUUAUUAUCCAAGCUCCUUGACUUGCAAUAUUGGUUUUCCUCACAAAGACAAUACUCAUUCUAUGGAAGCUCUUUGUUAAUAGUGUACGAAGCAUUUAUCUGUGACAAAGACACUUCAUCUGGUCAAUCCAGUUCAUCCUCACAGUCAAAAACCUGUAAUACCACCGUGUCACCGACAUCCAAAAACCAGGGUUCUUCUGAAUCAAACUGUCAGUCAGCUACUUGUUCUGAAACGUUGCCAAAGAUUGAUGUGAGAAUGAUUGAUUUUGCCCAUGUGUUUCCCACUCCAGUGGAGGACAGCAACUACCUCGAUGGCCUGACCAAUCUGAUACAGCAUUUACGUCUUUUGUUGGAGUUUGAAAGUUGAUAUAUGUGUUAUUUGUGAGAUAUAAUUUCAUGAAGCAGUUAUUUUAAGAUUGACCAAUUGUUAUGAUAUUAUUUACACUGAGAUUAACACAAUUUUGAAGUGUGAAGAGUGGCAUAUGCAAGCUGAAGUCAAGAAGUUCAAGAGUAUGUUAAUGUUUUCCCACGUAGCAUUGUCAUGUGGUGUUAUCAUGGCUAUAUAGUUGGAGAUGAAUGCAGUAUAAUCUGAA